UCAUGGCAGCGAUCAAAGUCCAUGGAAGCCCUCUCUCAACAAAUACACUGCGAGUUCUCGCUACCGUUUAUGAGAAAGAGCUUGACCAUGAGUUUGUUCUUGUAGACAUGAGUGCUGGUGAACAUAAAAAAGAACACUUCCUGUCGACCCACAAUCCAUUUGGUCAAGUUCCAGCUUUUGAAGAUGGAGAUCUCAAGCUCUUUGAAUCAAGGGCAAUUACUAGAUACAUUGCCUGUGAGUAUGCUGACAAGGGAACCCAGCUGAUAUACCAAGACUCUAAGAAGAUGGCAAUUACGUCUGUUUGGAUGGAAGUGGAGGGCCAACAGUAUGAACAGAUAGCUGCAAAACUAGCCUGGGAGCUGGUAUAUAAGCCAUUACUGCUUGGCAUGAGUGCAGACAAAGCAAUUGUGGAGGAAAAUGAACCUAAGCUAGCUAAGGUCCUCGAUAUCUAUGAGAGUCGACUAGCUCAGUCAAAAUACUUGGGAGAUGAUUGCUUCACCCCAGCGGAUUUGCACCAUUUGCCCACUUUGCAUUACUUGUUUGGGGCACAAGUUAAAAAGCUGUUUGAUUCACGCCCCCAUGUGAAUGCUUGGAUAGCAGACAUUACAGCAAGGCCAGCUUGGUUGAAGGCCCUUGCCUUGCAAAGCCAACAGUAAGGAAUGGACUAUAUGUAUGUGUGCUUUUACUCCAUGUAUUUUGAUUUUAAAUUUCGGAGUCUGCCAUUUUCAAUGUGGAGCCUUGUAUGUUUCUAGAGUUUGUUUUCACAAGUGUUGGGACCCUUACUAAGGUGCAUUGAGGCUUUGUGACUAGACAGUGCAGAGUGCAGGGCAGUGUGUUGGGAUGUGCUGUUGUGACAGAGUGGCAAGGGAGGCUUGUAACCAGUAGCAUUAAAGUGUUGUACUGUUGUACUAUCGUUGUAUUGCAUUAAGUGUUGUACUUAGUUAGUUGAGCUUAGUUAGUUAAGCUGUGCUGUGUUGUACUUAGUUGAGCUUAGCUAGUUAAGCUGUGAAGAGUUGUACCUAGUUAGUUACAACAGGAUAUAAGCUACAAUUUAGAUUGUAAGAAGU
This is a messenger RNA of Quercus lobata, 1067 nucleotides long. Its product is annotated as glutathione S-transferase PARB-like. The transcript is spliced from 3 exons. The coding region runs from base 3 to 656 and encodes 217 amino acids. Lineage: Eukaryota; Viridiplantae; Streptophyta; Magnoliopsida; Fagales; Fagaceae. The record is from RefSeq and is a predicted model, not a curated record. Gene Ontology annotation, molecular function: glutathione transferase activity; glutathione binding. Gene Ontology annotation, biological process: glutathione metabolic process. Gene Ontology annotation, cellular component: cytoplasm.